AUGAGUCCUGAAAUGUUUAAACAUUUAAUUGAUGGGACUGAGCCAAUAGGCUACAGCUAUGAAAUAGACUGAUGGGCACUUGGGAUCUUGACUUAUGAACUUUUGAAAAGCAGCCCGCCCUUUGGACUGUAUGGCGAAGACUUAUUUGCUCAUAUUUUGAGAGGACUGGAUUAUGUUGAUAUGGCGGAAAUACCUGAGAUUGCUUGUGAUUUCAUUAGGAAAUUAUUGAACCCAGAUUCCAGUCAGAGAUUAGGACAUAACAGCUCAAAUGAAGUACUAGACCAUCAGUUUCUGAGGACGUCUCCUCCUUUAAUAGUGCCGAACUCAACUCAGCUGCAAGUGAUACAAUCUUGAUGUGAAUUUAUUGACCCUUCAGAGACUGUUUCUGAGCCAAAUUUAUUUAUUGAAUUUUAA
Blepharisma stoltei is the source of this 414-nucleotide messenger RNA. Lineage: Eukaryota; Ciliophora; Heterotrichea; Heterotrichida; Blepharismidae. The record is from the annotation of a GenBank genome assembly.